Messenger RNA from Trematosphaeria pertusa, 489 nucleotides. RefSeq lists its product as uncharacterized. The record is from RefSeq and is a predicted model, not a curated record. The transcript has a single exon. The coding region runs from base 102 to 389 and encodes 95 amino acids. Lineage: Eukaryota; Fungi; Ascomycota; Dothideomycetes; Pleosporales; Trematosphaeriaceae.
GUGCUGUUGCUGUCGAAGCGGUACUCCUCGUCGCAAAACAUAAGUAUGGUGUACAACUUGGUCUUCACCGUGAGUUGACCAAGAUCUCCACGGCGCUAUAUAUGCUUAUGGAUCUAGCCUUGACUCUUGACGACCUUACCGUCCGCUCACUUAGCGUCGUUGGCGCAAGCGUUUUCAUGGCAUUUACAUAUGCCACGCUUCCGGCAACUCUUGGAUGGGGUACCUGGUUUCUACUGAGCGUCUGGACCCUUAUUUUUUACGUGAGCUCUUGGGGGUUUGCUGGAGUAGUCGCGUUCACGAGUGGGCUUGCAUAUCUUAUGGGCGCCUGGCUUAGCAAGGGUCGUAAAGUGCAAAUCAUGAUUCGACCUACCAGAAGAAGAUCAACAUGAGCGUCAGCUGCACAACAUUCCCUUUGUAUUAACAAGCUCAAAUUCAGAGCCAUGUUCAAACUUUAAGUGCUUCGUUAGGAGGCAAGCGGUGCGAUAAGAG